AGGCUUCCCCCACAGAGCAGAGGGCUGUGCAGUCCCGGGGCGGCACGUUCGGUGUGCUCAGACCCAGGCAAGAGUUAAGGUGCUCGGAGAGAGAUAAGCAUUGAUGAAAGCCUGGAGAGAGGGUGCCUCUGCUGCAGAUAAACAUUCCUGCCUCUCUCCUCCCAGUCCCCCUCAGCCCACACCAUCGUCCUGCUCUGACGCAGAGGGAGCUGCAGGGCUGAAUGAAACUUGUUUGAGGUUCCAAUCAAAUCUCCAUGGAAGAGGGACACUCAUAUCCUCUUCUGAUAAAAGGUAAUCAUAAAUCCUCCGGGAGCGGCAGCUGCAGACCUCACCGCCUCCCGCAGCAGCAGUCGGCUCCUCGCACCAAGAUGGGCUCCAAGGUUAUAGGAGACCUUCAGCCCUGAAGACCAGGAGCCAGCAGGACCCAGGCUGAGCUCCCGGCUCUCGGCCAUGCCUCCGGCUGCCGAACGCGUGCCCUGGCGCUGGCUGGCAGCAGGCAGAGCGUCGCGGAGGCUGGUGCUGGUGGUGGUGUUCGUCGCGCUGCUGCUGGACAACAUGCUGCUGACAGUCGUGGUACCGAUCAUCCCCACCUUCCUUUAUACAACAGAAUACGAAGGCACCAACGGCUCUGUUGCCCCAGCCCGGACUGAGCCGGCUCCUCCAGCCUUGAAGGCUCCUCUUUUCUCCUCCAUGUUCUCCUAUUUUGACAACACCACGGUGACUGUCUUGGGCUCUGCCAGCGCUGAGGAGCUGGUGAACGGGACGGAGAGCAGCCGCCUGCCGCAGCCCCCCACCAGCAGCCCACCAGUGCCGAGCGGCUGCCCGGAGGGCGAGGAGUUCCUCGCCAAGGAAAAUGUCCGCGUGGGUCUGCUGUUUGCCUCCAAGGCUCUCAUACAGCUGGUGGUCAACCCAAUUGUGGGUCUCCUGACCAACAGGAUAGGAUACCACAUCCCCAUGUUCAUCGGAUUCACCAUCAUGUUCCUCUCCACAGUCAUGUUUGCUUUCUCAGGCACCUACACCUUGCUGUUCAUCGCCCGAGCCCUCCAAGGCGUUGGGUCAUCAUUCUCAUCAGUCGCAGGCUUGGGCAUGCUGGCCAGCGUGUAUACGGAUGACUUCGAGAGGGGCAACGCAAUGGGGAUCGCUCUCGGAGGCUUGGCCUUGGGUGUGCUGAUCGGGGCCCCCUUUGGGAGCGUGAUGUAUGAAUUCGUGGGGAAAUCGUCUCCCUUCCUGGUCCUGGCAUUCCUCGCCCUCUUGGAUGGAGCUUUGCAGCUCUGCAUACUGCAGCCCUCUAAGAUCUCCCCGGAGAGCACCAAAGGCACGCCGGUGUCCACCCUCCUGCGAGACCCCUACAUCCUGGUCGCUGCAGGAGCCCUCUGCUUCUCCAACAUGGGGGUGGCCAUGCUCGAGCCCACCUUGCCCAUCUGGAUGAUGCAAACCAUGUGCUCCCCGAAAUGGCAGCUAGGGAUGGCCUUCCUCCCUGCCAGUAUAUCCUACCUCAUCGGCACCAAUCUCUUCGGGAUUCUGGCUAACAAAAUGGGCCGGUGGCUGUGCUCCCUGAUCGGCAUGGCUGUGGUGGGAGUUAGCCUCCUCUGUGUACCUCUGGCCAAAAACAUUUACGGGCUGAUUGGCCCAAAUGGUGGGCUUGGCUUUGCCAUAGGAAUGGUGGACUCCUCCAUGAUGCCUACCAUGGGUUACCUCGUGGAUCUUCGCCACACCUCUGUCUACGGCAAUGUCUAUGCCAUAGCUGACGUCGCCUUCUGCAUGGGCUUUGCGAUCGGUCCAUCCACAGGUGGUGCGAUUGUACGAGCUAUUGGGUUUCCCUGGCUGAUGAUCAUCAUUGGAGUUAUCAAUAUUGCUUACGCUCCUCUCUGCUGGUACCUGCGCAACCCUCCUGCUAAAGAGGAGAAGAUUGCAAUCUUAAGCCAGGAAUGCCCCAUGCAAACCAAAAGCUACACCACUCAGAAAACCCUGCGCGAUUUCCCUCUCACAGAUGACAGUGAUGUGGAGGCAGAAAAUGCGGAAUAGCAAGUGCAAGGAUGCGUGCCCUGUUUUGAAGCUAAUAUUAUGCUUCCAGAACAUGGAUGUAUUAGCACCCAAGAAUAACCCAGCCUCCCCCAAGACUUGUGGACACAGGAUGGACACAGGCUGUAUCGCUGACCCGUUCUCUCGGCCAUGCAAUCCACAGCAGGGAGCAGAGACCCAGGAUUUAGAGGCUCUAUCCAUUUAGUUAAGCCACUCAUUUGCUGUGUGACUUCUAAGCAAGUUACCCAAACUCACUACAUCUCAUCUGUAGAAAAAAGGUGCAAAGAUGAGGAGAAUCAUAUCAACCUGUCCUGCAGGACAAUAUUGUCUUGGGCACAGCCUCCUCAUGCAGUAGGGUAUAACACCAACAUCUCUCCCAGAUGAGUCCUGUGGCAUUUGUCAAUGUCUUUAAAGCACUUACUGUUCUUGAAAGAAAAGCACUGGAGAAAAUGAAAACUAAGUCAGUGGCAUCAGCUUUGAGAGAUUUCUUUCUCCAGAAUUCUGCUAUAAUCCCCAGCAUGAAACCUUUCUGUAACAACAGGGCGCUAUCCAUCUGUGUCACUGCCAGUCCAUCAAUAAAGAUGUCACUGUACUGCUAAUGUGCUCCACACUCCUCUGAAGACAGUUAAAAAACCCCGUUCAUUGCUGUCUCGGUAUAGCUUUACGUGUUGUGCUCUUUAUGUGCUACUUACAGCUGCUUGUCUGUCUCUUCCACCAUCCAUUACAUUAAUUAUUUGAAGAACUCUAAGAAAUUCAGGUAGAAAUAAGGCUGAAAGCAGUUUUAGACUCUUAGACACAGACUCAGCCAACAAAGCUAGUUAGAUCCCUUGUGAUUAUAAGUGACUAAUAGAGCAUUUUUAAAAAUCCCUGCUCCUCAGCUGAGAUGGGGCAACGGGCUGUGUUUGUGAUCCUAACCCAUUGCAAUGAGAAGUACAAUAGAUCGAUUUAAUUGCCCUUUUGCAAUUUCCUGGCCACAAGUUUAGAAAGGGAGCAGCUGCGCUGUUAACAAUAAUUAUUGAGUAUAAUGGUCUGUAAAAGUAUGUUACGGUUAAGUAAGAGAAAGAGCGAAGUACUAGAGGUACCAAAUUAAUUUUGUAAGUAUCAGAAAAAUUCCCGUGAUCUCAUUUUUUCCAGUGAAACCUCAAACUUACAGCUUCUCUGGUUCCACUGUUGGCAGUUUAUAUAAACUCAUUUCUGUCUUGAAUGAGCAGUUGUGUAAUGC
Harpia harpyja (harpy eagle) is the source of this 3244-nucleotide messenger RNA. RefSeq names its product solute carrier family 18 member A1 (gene SLC18A1). The transcript is spliced from 16 exons. Lineage: Eukaryota; Metazoa; Chordata; Aves; Accipitriformes; Accipitridae. The coding region runs from base 451 to 2025 and encodes 524 amino acids. Gene Ontology annotation, biological process: xenobiotic transport; transmembrane transport; aminergic neurotransmitter loading into synaptic vesicle. Gene Ontology annotation, cellular component: synaptic vesicle membrane; terminal bouton. The record is from RefSeq and is a predicted model, not a curated record. Gene Ontology annotation, molecular function: xenobiotic transmembrane transporter activity; serotonin:sodium:chloride symporter activity.